UCCCAACCUCUGCCUCUACGGCCUUAUUGCUAUAAAUACAAAUCCAAUUCCUCUCUCCCAUCAACCAACCAUAUUCACAUCUCUCCAUCGUUCCCUCCUCCUCUCCUCUUCUUCUCACACAAAUGGCGUCAAAGGGCAACCUUCUUGGAACGGAGAAACCCCAUCUGGAUAUCUCUGCGUUCGAUGAUGACAAUAAGUUCUUCCAAAAAUACAAGCAGCUCAAUGGUGAUAUUUUUGCAGAGAAGCAACAUUUGGCAAUGCCAGAUGAGUUGGCUGCAAAAUGCAAUUUUGAAUGUAUUGCCGGCGCAGCUCAGGCUACCAUAGAGGCUGCAAAGCGAGUGCUUCCAAUUCCUGGUUCGGUUAGCUUAAUGGGCUACGUUAGGGAAGACAGAUCCGGGAAAGAACAUGAAAAAAAUACUAUUGCAACAUGUGUAAAUGAUGAGCCCUCGAAUCUGAUAUCUUGGAAAUCUUCUUAUUGUUUCAAACCAAUAUGCUACUCAUUCAGGCAUAUUGGUUAUGAUGAUGAAACUACAGUAAUAGGCAUUUGCAAAGUCGAUAUUUUUGAUAAUGAGGGGUCCUUCGUUGCAAACUUGCCAGCAGAGAACAACCACAAAACAAAUCUGCAAAGAAAACCAAAAAUCUGGGAAAAUGGACUCACUGAUGCCUUCUUGGGAUCAAGCCAUCAGAGGGCUCUGCAGCAGCUCCCCUCAAAAACUGACCUGCAUGAAAAAGACAAUGAAUCAAUGAAGAGGUUUCUGAGCGGAAGAGGAAGCAGCUUCCAUGGAAGCCAUGCUGUUUCAGAAUCACUUAAAGGAGGAGCUCAUGACUUAAGCCCCUGUUCAUCAUCUCCUAAUGAGGUUUCGUCGAAGAAGCCCUUUUCCCAUCAAAUCAUAGCUGUUGGAGUUACCACUGCCGUCCUGUUUUUCCCAAUUGCAGCUUUCCCAAUUUCAGCCAAGUUCAGCAAAACUCUUUGCACAUGA
Messenger RNA from Phalaenopsis equestris, 980 nucleotides. RefSeq names its product adenosine kinase 2-like. Gene Ontology annotation, cellular component: nucleus; cytosol. Gene Ontology annotation, biological process: purine ribonucleoside salvage. Lineage: Eukaryota; Viridiplantae; Streptophyta; Magnoliopsida; Asparagales; Orchidaceae. The transcript is spliced from 7 exons. The record is from RefSeq and is a predicted model, not a curated record. Bases 123 to 980 code for a protein of 285 amino acids. Gene Ontology annotation, molecular function: adenosine kinase activity.